UUUUGUUUAAUUUAAGUUUGCCGAACGAGUUUUGAGAAAAGAAAAAAUAAUAUUAUAUGUUCGAUCAGUCAUUAAAUAUUUCAUUCGGAAAGUUGAAAUAUUAAGUUAAUAUUUUAGAAUUAUUAAUGUUUCCGUGAAUUAAUUUAAAAACCUUAAAGAAGCCAAAUUAAAAUGUUUUCAAUUUGUAAACAAAUACAUCCAGCUACUGGGAUUGAACAUGCAAUAUCUAGCCAUUUUUUUAAUAGUACUGAGGUAAAUCUGGUAACCGCUGGAUCAAAUAUUUUAAAGGUAUACAGUAUUCGUCCAGAAUUUGAUUAUCAAAAUAGGAAAUAUGAAAUCAAUAUGUCAAAGAUGAAAUUAGAGUGUUUGGCAAAAUAUACAGUACACGGAAAUAUUAUGUCUUUGCAAAAUGUUUCUCUAUCCGGAUCGCAUCGAGAUGCUUUACUAUUAAGUUUUCGUGAUGCAAAACUUUCAGUAGUUCAACAUGAUCCAGACACAUAUGAAUUGAAAACUCUUUCAUUACAUUAUUUUGAGGAAGAUGAAAUUAAAGCUGGUUGGAACAGUAAUUUUUAUAUACCAACUGUUCGAGUUGAUCCAGAUAAUCGUUGUGCAGUUAUGUUAGCAUUUGGUAAACAACUUGUUGUGCUACCAUUUCGAAAGGAUAAUACAUUAGAUGAGAUUGAACUUGCCGAUGUUAAGCCAAUGAAAAAAACCCCAACUCAAUUAGUUACGAAAACACCAAUAUUAGCUUCUUACAUUAUUGCUUUAAAAGAUAUGGAUGAAAAAAUCGAUAACGUAAUUGACUUUCAGUUUCUACAUGGUUAUUACGAGCCAACUCUAUUAAUUUUAUUUGAGCCUGUUAGAACUUUUUCUGGUCGUAUAGCUGUUCGCUCAGAUACUUGUACUUUGGUAGCUUUGUCUUUGAAUAUACAGCAGAGAGUGCAUCCGAUUAUAUGGACUGUAACCAGUUUGCCUUUUGAUUGCUUAAGAGUCAUGGCGAUAGAGAAACCUAUUGGUGGAUGUUUAGUGUUUGCUGUUAAUUCUUUAAUUUAUUUAAAUCAAAGUGUUCCACCUUACGGGGUUAGUUUAAACAGUACAGCUGAUCAUAGCACUUCAUUUCCUCUGAAACCACAAGAUGGUGUUAAAAUUAGUUUAGAUGCUGCACAAAUUACUUUUAUUGACAGUGAUAAAUUAGUUUUAUCAUUGAAAACUGGAGAACUUUAUGUAUUAACAUUAUGCGUAGACUCAAUGCGAAGUGUGCGAAAUUUUCAUUUCAAUAAAGCCGCUUCGAGUGUGUUGACAAGCUGCAUUUGUGUAUGUCAAAACGAAUACAUAUUCUUAGGAUCUAGAUUGGGUAAUUCACUGUUACUUAGAUUUAGAGAAGAAGACGAAAAUACCAUUAUAACUAUUGAUGAUAUAGCUGACAAUGAACCAGAAAUUCCACAACAACAACCUAAAGAAAAGCGGUUAAGAAUGGAAGAAGAGGAAUUGGAAGUAUAUGGAUCCGGAAAGAAAACAUCAGUACAGUUAACGAAAUUUGUUUUCGAGGUAUGUGACAGUUUAUUGAACAUUGGGCCUAUUGGUUUUAUGACCCUUGGAGCUCGUAUAAAUGAUUCUGAAAAUGUAGAAGCAAACAGAGAAGAUGAACAAAAGAAAAACAACUUAGAAUUAAUAACUUCAAGCGGACAUGGUAAAAAUGGAGCUUUGUGUAUUUUAGCUUAUUCAAUUAAACCUCAAAUGAUUACAAGUUUUGAGUUGCCAGGAUGCAUUGAUUUGUGGACAGUAUUUGAAACUGAUAAACAAAAAGCGGGUCGAAAAGAUUUUAACCAUCAUGACUUCAUGAUUCUGACACAAAAAAAUAAAACACUGGUUUUACAAACUGGGAAUGAAAUCAAUGAAAUUGAGCAUACCGGAUUUUGUACCGAUUUACCUACCAUAUAUGUCGGUAAUUUGGGGAACAAUCGUUUUAUAGUUCAAGUAACAGUAAAAACAAUUAGAUUGUUACAAAGUACAAGAUUAAUUCAGAAUAUACCGCUGGAUGUGGGGUCACCCAUAACACAAGUAUCUUUAGUUGAUCCAUAUGUUUGUAUAAGAGCUGAGAAUGGUCAAGUGAUAACUUUAGCUUUAAGAGAAACACGAGGCGUUCCAAGAUUAGCCAUUAAUAAAAAUACCGUUAGUAGUACUCCAACUGUUAUAUCUCUAAGUGUUUUUAAAGAUACUUCUGGUCUUUUCACAUCUAAAUUGGAUGACUUCACCAUAGGACCGGGAGCCACAUUCGGUGCUACAACAGGUGUAGGUUAUAGUUUAAAACCAGAACCUAAUAUGAAAGUUGAGGACGAAGAAGAUUUGUUAUAUGGUGAAGGUGGAAGUUCAUUUAAAAUGAAUACAAUGGCUGACAUGGCCAAAAAAUCUAAGAGUAAGAAUAUUGAAUGGUGGGAAAGAUUCUUACAUCCAAUUAAAAUAACAUACUGGUUGUGUUUAUCAAGAGAAAACGGCAAUUUAGAAAUAUAUUCAAUGCCUGAUCUAAAACUAGUAUAUUUAAUUUCAAAUAUAGGAAAUGGUUCGAAAUGCUUAAUAGACGCAAUGGAAUUCGUUCCAAUCAAUUUUGCAAGCAAUCAGCCAGACUCUAAACCUAUAAAAGAUGCAAAUCGUCAUGAAGAUAUUCUUAACAUAGGACAAAGUAACAAUAUGACUGUUCCAGCUGUUGAAAUCCUAGUUACUUCAUUGGGAAACAGUCAACGAAAUCGUCCACUUUUAUUUGUCAGAACGAACACUGAUUUAAUAAUAUAUCACGUUUACCGAUAUACUAAAGGUCAUAUAAAAAUUCGAUUCCGUAAAAUUUAUCAUGAUGUAUUAAUGAGAAAAAAUAAGAUUGAGAAACAAGAAAUAAAUUUAGAUGAUGAUGAGAAUCCGAAUGAAAUUAAUACAAAUAAAUUAAACAAAAUGAAGUACUUUGAAAAUAUAUCUGGUUUAAAUGGUGUUGCGAUUUGUGGUGAUUAUCCCCGUUUUGUUUUUAUGACGUCCAGAGGCGAAUUGAGAGUUCAUCGAAUGAACACUGAAGUCACAUUUCAAAGUUUUACGCCAUUCAACAAUAUCAAUUGCCCCAAUGGUUUUGUAUACUUUGAUGAAACAAACGAUAUAAAAAUAUCAGUUCUUCCAACAUAUUUAACAUAUGAUUCCACAUGGCCUGUUCGAAAGGUUCCAUUAAGAUGUACCCCAAGACAAAUACAAUAUCAUCGAGAAAAUCAUGUCUAUUGUGUUGUUACACAAACAGAAGAAGAGACUAAUAAAUAUUUUAGAUUUAAUGGUGAAGACAAAGAACUAACUGAAGAAAAUAAAGGUGAGCGGUUUAUAUACCCAACGGCAUCCAAAUUUAGUGUUGUUUUGGUUACACCAAAUACAUGGGAAAUAAUUCCUGAUGCUUCGAUUGACUUGGAUCCAUGGGAGCAUGUUACAGCUUUUAAAAUUGUUAGCUUAGCGUACGAAGGUACCCGUUCUGGUUUAAAAGAAUAUUUAUGUGUUGGAACAAAUUUCAAUUAUAGCGAAGAUAUAACUUCUCGCGGCAAAAUAAUGAUAUAUGAUAUCAUUGAAGUAGUUCCAGAACCAGGAAAACCACUUACGAAAUUUAAGUUGAAAGAAAUUUAUAUUAAAGAGCAAAAAGGACCUGUAUCGGCAAUAACGCAUACCUUAGGAUUUUUAGUUACGGCAAUUGGACAAAAAGUUUAUUUAUGGCAAUUGAAAGAUAACGAUUUAAUAGGAGUUGCUUUCAUUGACACAGAUAUAUAUGUUCAUAAAAUAGUUUCUAUUAAAUCUUUAAUCUUAAUCGCUGAUGUAUACAAAUCUGUCAGUAUACUAAGAUUCCAAGAAGAAUAUAGGACACUAUCCUUAGUAGCGCGAGAUUUUCAACCUUUAAAUGUUUUUGACAUUGAAUUUAUGGUAGAUAAUCAAAAUUUGGGAUUUUUGGUGACAGAUGCAGAAGAAAAUUUCAUCAUAUAUAUGUACCAACCCGAGGCAAGAGAAUCGAUGGGUGGGCAAAAACUUUUAAGAAAGGCUGAUUAUCACUUCGGACAACGUGUAAACACAAUGUUUAGAAUGCAAUGCUCUCAAAAUCCGGCCGAUGUUCGUCAAAUUUAUGGUCGGCCUCAAUUCAAUUUUCAAAAUCGUCACAUUGUAAUAUUUGGAACUUUAGACGGUGCUUUAGGAUAUUGUUUACCAUUACCUGAAAAAACGUACAGAAGAUUAUUUAUGUUGCAAAAUGUUCUAUUUACACAUAACGAACACAUAGCAGGAUUAAAUCCAAAGGCAUUCAGGACAAUAAGAAGUUCUAGAAAGUUACAAGCAAACCCUGCUCGGUGCAUAGUUGACGGUGAAUUAAUAUACGCGUACUUACAAUUGCCGUUUGUAGAAAAAAUUGAAGUGGCAAAAAAAAUUGGUACAAAAGUUGAAGAACUUUAUGCAGACUUAAAAGAAAUUGAACAAAUAUCAAUUGUUUUUUAAAAACAGAAAAUAAAUUAUUUUAGAAAUUCAUAUUAUUUAAGAAUAUUUGUUUUAAAAAAUGCAAUUGAAAUCAAAGUAUGAAUACAAAAGUCAAAACGGUAAAUAGUGUGAAUUAA
This is a messenger RNA of Condylostylus longicornis, 4613 nucleotides long. It is a transcript of the gene CPSF1, whose product is annotated as cleavage and polyadenylation specificity factor subunit 1. Gene Ontology annotation, cellular component: nucleus; mRNA cleavage and polyadenylation specificity factor complex. The record is from RefSeq and is a predicted model, not a curated record. Lineage: Eukaryota; Metazoa; Arthropoda; Insecta; Diptera; Dolichopodidae. The transcript has 3 exons. Gene Ontology annotation, molecular function: nucleic acid binding; protein binding. Bases 172 to 4497 code for a protein of 1441 amino acids.